This is a messenger RNA of Anopheles maculipalpis, 605 nucleotides long. RefSeq lists its product as uncharacterized. The coding region runs from base 66 to 590 and encodes 174 amino acids. Gene Ontology annotation, molecular function: calcium ion binding. The record is from RefSeq and is a predicted model, not a curated record. The transcript is spliced from 2 exons. NCBI's taxonomy places the organism in Eukaryota, Metazoa, Arthropoda, Insecta, Diptera, Culicidae. Gene Ontology annotation, cellular component: centriole; centrosome. Gene Ontology annotation, biological process: centriole replication; mitotic cell cycle.
CUUCAUUACAGGCAUCCGGAUCUGUAUCCGUUUCCACAGGAACAAAAACCACCAACAAAACGGGUAUGACCGGUACCGGUACGACGGGCGUAACAACUGGUGGUGGGGCCGGUGGACGCAAAAAAUCCGGCCCUAAAUUUGAACUGUCCGACGAGCAGCGGCAGGACAUUAAGGAAGCGUUCGAUCUGUUCGAUUCCGAGGGUACCGGCAUGAUCGACACGAAGGAGCUUAAGGUGGCGAUCCGUGCGCUCGGGUUCGAACCGAAGAAGGAGGAGAUUAAGAAGAUGAUUGCCGAAAUUGAUAAGGAUGGUUCGGGAAAGAUUUCGUUCGAUGACUUCCUGCAGCUGAUGACGGUGAAGAUGGCGGAGAAGGAUUCGAAGGAAGAGAUACUGAAAGCGUUCCGGCUGUUUGACGACGAUGAAACGGGCACGAUUUCGUUCAAGAAUUUGAAGCGAGUCGCGAAAGAGUUGGGCGAAAAUUUGACGGACGAGGAGCUGCAGGAAAUGAUCGAUGAGGCGGACCGGGAUGGGGAUGGGGAGGUAAACCAGGAAGAGUUUUUGCGGAUUAUGAAGAAAACUAGUUUGUAUUAGGGGAAAAAGCGAAAG